GAUGCUAGGGGUAGCGAUGAUGAUGGUUGCUCUGAUCCUAACAACACCAAUCGUAAGAAGAAGACACGUACCGUAUUUAGCAGACAUCAGGUAUCUCAACUAGAGAUGAUGUUCGAUAUGAAGCGAUAUCUCAGCAGUCAGGAAAGGGCGCAUCUUGCUCAAAAACUUCACCUUACCGAGACGCAGGUGAAAAUCUGGUUUCAAAAUCGACGUAAUAAAUUCAAGAGGCAGGCGGCUACCGAUGAUCCCACAGCAACCCUCCAGAUGCAUCGUACUAAUAUGUUUGGGCAUUCGAUGUCUACACCAGAGAGAAUCCCAUCUCUUUCAUCAAGUUUGCUAUCGACGCCAACAGGUUCAUCACUGUCGCUUCGUCCCUUGACGGUUGCUCCUCUAGAUCCCACCACUGCUGCACGUUUUCUAUUCGGCACCUAUGGAGCUCUUGCCGCUGCACAUGCACAGCAAUUAAUAUGA
This is a messenger RNA of Strongylus vulgaris, 471 nucleotides long. NCBI's taxonomy places the organism in Eukaryota, Metazoa, Nematoda, Chromadorea, Rhabditida, Strongylidae. The record is from the annotation of a GenBank genome assembly.